Athalia rosae (coleseed sawfly) is the source of this 1310-nucleotide messenger RNA. RefSeq lists its product as uncharacterized. NCBI's taxonomy places the organism in Eukaryota, Metazoa, Arthropoda, Insecta, Hymenoptera, Athaliidae. The transcript is spliced from 4 exons. The coding region runs from base 1 to 1260 and encodes 419 amino acids. The record is from RefSeq and is a predicted model, not a curated record.
AUGAAGACCUCCCAGAGAAUACUUCUGGGUAUCACCCUCUUUGCGGUCAUUCAAUUCACCGCCGGUAAUCAUCAUUCCAACUGCGGUCUAGGUCCCGGAGUUGACGCUUGUGGAUGCGGAUGUACCGAGACCACUAUUAAAGCUGCCAAGCUUAUUCGCCCAACAAAACUUGUGGAACCAUACGUGAUUAACGAAGCUCAUAUCAUCAAGAAAUCUCCCCCGAGGCAAGGAUGCGGAUCUUUGAACCCACCACGACCUCAUAGCGGACCUACCGUCAUUGACCUUCUGAAACCUUCAUGCGGUCCAGUUGCUCCUAAGUUCCGCCCGAUCGGUGAUCUGUGCUCAAAAUGCUCAAAGACUAUCACCGAAGUCGUUCCUGCCUACCCCGGAAAACCACCGUGCAAUGUGGAACCACCCAGGCUCUGCGAUUGCUCCAGAGACGAUUCGUACUACUCAAAACCCUGCAAGCACAUCAGCUACGCUUCUACUAACCCAGAAUUGAACGCCUUUGAAGACGAAUGUAUCUCGUUCGACGAACAGGAGAAGAUUUACAACGGUCAACCAGCGCCAACAGCUCCCGCUGAUCCUGUCUCCUUGUCCUUGGCUUACGGUUUGGCCAGACAAGCGGCUAGAAUUGUCCCAGAGUCGAGGUUGGCUUUCGGACAAAAAAGUCUCCCCAUUGACGGUCGCAUCCGCCAGACGAAAACCGAUAUUCCCGAAGAAAGGCUUCUCACCGUCGAUAGACCUAUCGUCGAGUUGAAACAGACAUUCGUUCAACCAUCCUCUAAUGAUUACGCUGAGAUAAUCGCAGAACAAGAGGCUCUCGAACAGAAGAGAAUGGAACUCGAAGCCAAAAACUCUCAUACCCAAUCAUCCUCUCUCAUCAGCUUUAGCGACAUUGGAUACGCACCGGUAUCGCCAUCCGCGCAAAACUUCGUCAGCAAGAUAGUCAGCUCCCACCCAGACAUGGGGACGAUUGACGAUUCUGCUUGCGGCCCAGUUGGACCCACCAUUCCGGGUUACCGCAGCGGAAACGUAAUCAUUCGUUCAGAGUCCUCUCGGAAUAACAAUGACGAUGAUUUGUCUGGUGAGGGUAGUUGGGAGUUUGACUUCGACGAAGUCCAGGAUGAAGGCUCGAGUUCCGAGGAAUCGGAUGGAUCCUACGACGGCAGUAGAUUUCUUGCAAGGCUGAGGGCGUCGGCACGUGCCCAGAACAAACGUAGACAUCCCAGUGGGUGCGGAUGCGGUUGCGGUCAUUAAUUGGAACCCAAUUGUUUAUUGAUCUUUCUGAAUUUUGAAAUUCUACCUCG